Molecule: messenger RNA, 2858 nt
Organism: Trichogramma pretiosum
Lineage: Eukaryota; Metazoa; Arthropoda; Insecta; Hymenoptera; Trichogrammatidae
Gene: morula
Product: anaphase-promoting complex subunit 2
Exons: 2
Coding region: 328-2796 (822 amino acids)
Biological process (GO): ubiquitin-dependent protein catabolic process
Cellular component (GO): anaphase-promoting complex
Molecular function (GO): ubiquitin protein ligase binding
Source: RefSeq, a predicted model, not a curated record
AUUUUCAUAACCUACGCCGGGUUUGCACAACAUAAACACUGGUACGAGCCAUUGAGUUUUAGGUUUAGAGUUACUUAAAUACUGUGAAAACAUUUUGCUACCAAUUGCAUUAUUUAAUGUGAGGAAUUGUGCUCCAAAGAAAAUUUCAAUAAUAAACAGUAAAAAACCCAAUUUUAUCAGUUAUACACAUAAACUGUUUUCAUCAAAUCUUUGUUCAGAGACUGCAUAUAAUGAUACUGAAUUCAAUAAUUAAUGUCACAACAUUAUAACAUCUGCCAAAGGUCUUACCAAUGUUAAAUUGAAUUGAACCGAAAAUUAAUAUUCAUCAUGGAAAAUGCAAGUGGUAAUGCCGUAAAAAUGGAUCAAUGUAUAGACAGAAUCUUUCGUGAGGUGCUUGAAAAUAUCAGCAGUGAUAACCUGAUAAACAGUCAAACAAAUGGUUGUAAAAUGUGUCCUUUCAGCUUGCUAAUGAUGAAAAUAGAAAAACUAGUUAGAAUACGCGUGGUCCCUCAAUUUUGGUCAAAAUUUAAUAAUUCUAUAAAUAAGGACUCUAAAGAAGGAUUCCAAGAUUUUACCGAUUCAGUUGAUGAACUUUAUGAGAAUUCAAAAAAAUUUAUUUCCGUUGUCGAUCGACUCAAAGAAUCUAUUUCAUGUGUUCAUCAUUGCGAAUUCAAAAGUGAUCGAUUAAUCACACACGUUAGACAUUACAUUCAGGGCACGAUUUUGAGUCAAAUACCUUUACAGCAUACAAUAAUUAUAGAACAAUUUUAUAAGACUGCGUUCAAUGUAUUUUGUAAUAUUGAAGCCUUGCAACAGCCAUGCGGUUUUCCUACGAAUAACGAAUUAAUCAUUUGCGAAGGAUGUAAGCAAGAGAAAAAAAAUUGCAGAUGUCAAGUAAUUGUAAACAUAUUUCAUAAAACUAACGAAAAAUUAAUAGACUUAGGUUUACUCGAAAGACUGUCCGGAAGCGUAUUAACUUCAUUGAUUCACAUUCGCAUAAAAAACUACGUUUUUUCCGUAAGUUGCAAUUCUUUUAAUCAAUCUCAGAUCGGUAAUUUAGAACAUUGGCUCGAUACCGUCGUCAUGAAUUGGCUCGUGAGAAUUUACACCGGUGGAUCUUCCAAAACGGCAGGCCUUCCGGAUAAAAUUCGCAACGCCAUAGGCACGUUCAAGCAGAAACUGAGUUACUUCUUGUACGAGACGUACACGAGAGUGAGAAUACAGCAAUUGUUCAACAUCAUACUAGUUUUUCCAGAUUCUCAACCUGCCCUCGACGACCUGCGAGUCUGCUUGAAGAAGAACGAUUUGAGAAAAUAUCUGAUAAGCAAUUUACAAUUCAACGUUAAAACCAGACUGCUGCAUCCGGGAGUCAGUACGCCGGACAUUCUCACAACGUACAUAUCGGCGAUCAAGGCGUUGCGUCAAUUGGAUCCGACCUGUACGCUGCUCGAAAUAAUAACCGAUCCGGUAAAAUUGUACCUGCGCGGCAGAGAAGACACCGUCAGGUGCGUAGUGAGUGGUUUACUCAACGAGUCCAACGCGAAUAAUCUCGCGAAUGAAAUAAUGCGCAACAAGCCCAUCAAUCAAGAUCUGUCGUCGAGCAACGACGCCGCGCAAAAAGACGGUAACAAUUCUGCCCAGGCGAAAAAAGAAAACUGGGAAAAUUGGCAACCGGACUUGAUCGAUUCGGAAAACGAAUUCGACCUGAAAACCGAUUUGAAAUCCGACUUGAAAUCGUCGCUCUUCGGAAUUUAUUCGAAAAUCACACCGUGCAAAGCGGAACCGAACAGCGCCGUCAUGAGUAAAAACGAAAAUUCCGAUUUGAUCUCGAUGUUGGUCAACGUGUACGGAAGCCAAGAUCUAUUCGUCAACGAGUAUCGCAGUUUGCUGGCGGAUCGCCUCCUGUCGCAGCUCGACUUCCAAACCGAGAAGGAGUAUCGUCAAUUGCAACUGCUGAAGGAGCGUUUCGGCGAGCAGCAGCUGCUGUCUUGCGAAGUGAUGAUCAAAGAUCUGUGCGACUCUCAGAACAUCAACAACAGCAUCCACAACGACCAAACGUACACGAGCCACUACAAAGCCUUCGACACCUCGGCCCUGAUUCUGUCGGCUCAGUUUUGGCCACCCUUCAAGGAGGAUUGGAAGCUGGAGCUGCCCGCGCUGGUGCAGCAGCAGCUGCAAAAGUACGUGCUGGCCUUCGAAUCGUUCAAGGCCAACAGAAGCAUCUGCUGGAAGACGCACAUCGGCAACGUCAAUCUCGAGAUCGAGACGCAGGAUAGAAAGCUGACGCUGAACGUCUCGCCCAUUCACGCCACCAUAAUCAUACACUUUCAAGACAAGAACGAGUGGAGCUUGGACCAGUUGAGCGAAGUUAUGCACGUUCCGACUACGGUUUUGCGAAGAAAAAUCGGCUACUGGGUGUCUCAGUCUCUGCUCAUUGAAACGAGCAACGACGUCUUCGUUCUCGUCGAUAAGCUCGACCCGGAUAACAGUAAACAAUUUACCGAUUUGACGCAGAAUAUAAUGGAGGACGACGAAGACAUCGACAGUGCCAUGGCAUCGGUCAGUGACCAGAGAGAGGAGGAGCUUCAGAUAUUUUGGUCUUACAUCGUUGGUAUGCUCACGAAUCUGGACUCGAUGCCGCUCGAACGGAUUCAUCAGAUGUUGAAGAUGUUCGCGUCGCAAGGCACGGGUGCGGUAGAAUGUAGCUUGGCCGAAUUGAGGCAAUUUCUCGAUAACAAAGUCAAAGAUCACCAGCUUCUUUAUUCGAGCGGUCUUUACAAGUUACCGAAAUCAUAAGUUGUUUUCUAGUUUUAAAGAUAGCAUUAAAAAUGUAAAUAUACGUUUAGGAGAAAAAUAAA